This is a messenger RNA of Rhagoletis zephyria (snowberry fruit fly), 799 nucleotides long. Lineage: Eukaryota; Metazoa; Arthropoda; Insecta; Diptera; Tephritidae. The record is from RefSeq and is a predicted model, not a curated record.
AUGGCCUCCGCAUCCUUGGCCGCCGCCGCCGCCGCCGCCAACGUCGCCAACGGUGCCGCCGGUGGCCAGCCGCCCACGGUGGACCACUGCAACCGGGCGGAGGGCUUCCACGACGGCCUCCGGCCGCUGCCGCUGAACUACGACACCGAGGAGGACUUUGUCUCGGACAGCGCCGAGCUGGAGAAGCUGGAGAACUGCGCCUUCCAGUCGCGCCUCCCCAUGGACGCCAUGAACGAGGAGGAGGUGUUCGGCUUCCGCGACAUGCUCGACGAGCAGGAUGCGGAAUUCCUGCCGCUGUACCUCCUCCUGCGCAACAGUAUUCUCCGCCUCUGGUACCGCAAUCCAAAGGACCAGCUGCUUUUCGCCGACGUCAUCAAUCACAUCGCAGCGAUGGGCGUCGACCAGGUUUACGAGCAGUAUAUGAGAGACUAUCCGUACCUCCUCUGGCGCGUCUACGCCUUUCUCCAGCGACAAGCCUACAUUAACUUUGGCAUCUUCGCGAUGAGCACCGACGAGCCGGACUGCCACUUUAAGCUGGGGCAGAGCAAGCCCAAGCGACGGCCGAAGGUGAUCAUCCUGGGGGCGGGCAUCGCCGGCAUCAUCGCCGCCCGCCAGCUGCAGUUCUUUGGCUUUGAGGUGUUUGUCCUUGAGGCACGGAAUCGAAUUGGCGGCCGCGUCUGCACGUACAAGCAGGGGGAGCACAUUGCCGAUGUGGGCAGCACGGUCAUUUGCGGCCUGGGCGGCAAUCCACUGCGCGUCCUGGAGAAGCAGAUUCCGGCAAUGAAGCUGAAGCGAAUUG